Molecule: messenger RNA, 1803 nt
Organism: Manis javanica (Malayan pangolin)
Lineage: Eukaryota; Metazoa; Chordata; Mammalia; Pholidota; Manidae
Source: RefSeq, a predicted model, not a curated record
AAUCUCGGGGACGCGCUGCCAGAGGAGAUUCGGGAUCUGGCGCUGCGAGAAGCGCAGUGGACUUUUGAAUCAGCUGUGCAAGAGAAUGUAAGCAUUAAUGGGCAAGCGUGGCAGGAAGCUUCAGAUACUUCUAUGGAUUCAGAUAUCAAAGUACUUGAAGAUCAGUUUGAUGAAAUCAUAGUAGAUUUGGCCACAAAACGUAAGCAGUAUCCCAGAAAGAUUCUUGAAUGUGUCGUCAAAAUAAUAAAAGAAAAACAAGAAAUUCUGAAGCGGUACCAUCCUGUUGUACAUCCACUGCACCUAAAAUAUGACCCUGAUCCAGUCCUUGCCUGCACUAAUUGAACAAGGAAAUGGAUUUUCCCAAGUUUUAAAGAUGCAGCCUAUUAUCCAGCUCCAGAGAGUCCACCAAGAAGUCUUUUCUGGUUGUUAUGGGAAACCAGAUGUCAAACCAGAGAGCUUUGUAACACAAAUAGAAACCACACCAACAGAGACUUCCACCAGAAACACCACUGACCUGGUACUGAAAAGAAAGCAAGCUAAAGACUGCCCCCAGAGAAAAUGGUAUCCAUUGCGGCCAAAGAGAAUUAAUCUUGAUACAUAAGCUUUUUUUUGUUCCUUCGGAGUUGAAAUUAGGCACUAUCAACAUUUAGAUUAUACCUCAAUGUAUGGCAGGACCUCAUUUAAAACAAUAAACAACUCUUUAGUGAUUCCUUUAUACAAAUAUAGUAGCUCCAUGCUGGGAUAUGAUGUAAUGUUGUUGUAUUUCUUCUAUAGUUGAUGAAAAGCAUAUUUUAAAACCAUUGGCACAAGCCCAUCAAUGCACAUUAAGACUGUAGACUUUUACUGUCCUUAAAUGUUAUCACCUCUUACCUGUCUUCUAGAUUUUAUGGAAUUUCACCAGUCACAUAUUCUGUUGGGUUUUCGGGAUAUAUGUCUUUCUUAGAAAAAACACUGUGUAACAGUUGUCUUUAUUUAAGUGCUGAAAGUAACCGUCCAUUCUGCCCAGGAGCGGAUGCAGUUGUUUUUUGGUUUUUUUCGUUGCAGUUUGACUUAUCAGAUUAAUGUGCAGAUGACAAGACUGGCUUUGACUUUGUUACUCCAAGUUCAGCUAAUAUGGAUUUGAGGGAUUAGUUUUAGGAAUUUUUUUGUUUUUGUUUUGCUUUGUAAGACAAGACUAUUAUUUGUGAGAGACUUUGUCUUGGAAAUAAAAAAGGCAUGUAGCUAAUGGUUCUUGCCCACACUUUUGUUUUCAAUAGACCUUUUAACUUCUAAACAUAUUUGAUAGGCUGUUUUCAAGAUUUCUCAUUUCUUUGCAGACAAUUCUGGUUCACAAAUAUAUAUUAGAUUAACCCAUUAACAAAUUGUCAUUGUGGAACAAGGAUAGAUGCAAUCAUACUGAACUUUUUUACAUUUAGGGAUGUUUAUAUAUCAAGGAUAUAAUAAUCAUUGCUAGAAGUCUGAGGAAGUUAUUUAUAUUAGUUGUACGUACAACAUUUAACUACAGUUUCUUCUAGCUUUUAUUGUGUCCCUUACUCACACUAAUACAAUGUAGGCAGGGGCAACUGUUCCCCCAUUUGAUGACUGUAUACUUUCAUUCAUUUGCAGAGAAAUUUACUGAUCAUGAGGUUGGAAAAUCUGUACUUGCUCAUUAUGUCUUAAUAAUUUUAAAUGUCUAAAUGUGGCAGAAAGUCUGUCUUGGUGAAGAAAAUUUGCAAAGCCACUUUAGUGCAUUCUGUAUUUUAAAUUUGAGAUUUGUAUGUUUGUAUACAACAUUGUGUUUUUUAUUAAAGUGAUGUACAAAGA